AUGAUAGCGCGAGCAGUUUGCGCACGAGAAACGCGAGCUUCAAACCUUCGUUCGAUGAUCCUGCAAAAGGUCUUCAUGAUCUCUUCUGCGUUCUUCUUGGUGUCCCUGGCUUCUCUGGCCCUAGGUCAGUUCCCCUUAACGCCCCGGUUCAUCGCCACUCCGUACUUCAACCGCGGACCUCACGCCAGGGCCAACUUCUUCAAAGACGGCCUCUUGUUGGACCCCGGCUGCGACAGGACUAAAAUGGACGGCUUUAACGGCUGCUUCUGUUACGACAAUAAGUGCGGUGUGACAGCUGCAAGAGCCCCGUUUCCUCCCGUCGGCAUGAAAUGCAAUCUCACCUCCGGGUCGGGAAUUCCAAUGAGAACCGUGAUCUGCACUUUGGGGAUCCACAAAGCCGUGAGCUUGUUUGGUCUCAAGGUGAUCUACAACAUGGGAGACAUUUUGGCCUACCCCAGCGAAGGUUAUCCUACCUUUCCCCUGCAUCAGUUUAAGGACCUCGGAUUUCCCGGGUACUACGAGUUCGUCUUCAGCCACACGUACGCGUUCGGGGGCGUGUACUUUCCUUCGUUCGGCCUGCUCAAAGAGAAGUCUGGUUCGUUGCCCUACGUGACCGCCAUCAAGCUUUUCAUCCCGGAAGAGCUAGACCCGGCGAAGGUGUGCCGUCCCACCAUUCGUGUGGUGUGGACAUGCCCGUGCUGCGAGUACGGCAUCUUCACCAUCGAAGAACUCAUCCUGGAAGUCAGGCUCUGGCGGUCCGAGACGUUUAAGCGACGUUUGCCGUACAUUCACAGAACCGUCACCUUUGCGAACCAACGCACGCUCGUGCCGUUGACCGAACAAAAAGGCGCCGUCCUCGUCUUACCGUCGAUGGUGGGCUUUCCGGGAUCGGCAACGUUUACAGCCACGCUCUUGAAUGCAAGCUUAGAUUUCUCCGUCUUCAUGUUCGCGAUGAAAAGCGCGUUUCAGAAGCGCCACCUGUUUGACAUUCCCAACAAGCCGCCCUACCCGGGCCAAUGCACCGUUGAUCCUCCUGGUGGGGUGGCCGUGAGGGACCUCUUCACGUUCAGGUGCACGGGAUUUACCGACCCCGAGAGGCGUCCCCUGCUAUACGAGUUCUACUUCUGCUUCCGCCACCCGAAUCAGCUGGCCUCGCCAGCCGGGCAGGGGAUAGAUCCGCGACGCCAGUGCAACCUGAUGCAGUCUGCGCGGGACCAGCAAGUCUUCCAGGGCGUCCUGCCGUUGGGCAAUCUGAAACAGAACGCAAGAGUCUCCGUGCUGAUCUACGUCAGCGACAACGCUGGCCAAUUUAUCCGGGUUGUGGUUCCGGUGGACCUGGUUCCUCUGACGUGCUCCAGCUUCCGGCUAAUGACUGUCGACCGGUAUGCCCUUACGGCCACUGGGGCCAGCCAGGUUAUGACCUACAUGCGGACCACCUCCAAGAUGAUGAACUCGGAGUUCUUCGACAGUUGCAACACGGGCCCGAACUUGCAGACAGAGGAAACGCAACGCAGGGGCUACCUGGAAUACCUCAGGAAGACAGACACCAGUACCGAGGGUGAUCUACGCACCCAGGCUGAGGCCUUCCGGGACAUCGUGUCCCAAAACCGGGUUAACCUGAGCAGGACGUUCAAGGACGAAGCCGUCACCUUGCUCAGCGGCUAUGCCCAGAAGUUCGGAGAACUGACGAAUGCCAACGAUAGUGACCGGGUUCCCGAGAAGACGGUGGCGGUGGGGCAGGUCCUGAUCAGUGGCAUGAAGAUGAUGCUCAAUCUGACGGCACCCACAGACAUGGCGAAGCCCGGUGCCGUGCCCAAGAUGGAGGACACCUGCACGAGUGCCGAAACGAUUGUGGCCAACAUGGCUCACGUUGCCGAAAGCGUCACACGUGUCGUCGACACCAUCGACUCAGAUCGUGGAAUGCGAGUGGACGACUACGAAAUUUGGAUGCGCGACUCCAAGCGUCAGGGGUAUCUUGGCUCCGAGUACGGCACCAAGGUUCGAAUCAACGGCGCGGUGAACCAGCUCACGACCAUUGUGUUUCCCUCGAAUCCCUUCAAUUGCGGCAACUCGAGUCGGUUCUCCAACACACAGGCCGUGCUAAUCGACGUAAAAAACGGAACCGACGGUUCCUUGCAAUUCUCGAGAUCAGGAGUGAAUAUCGUCUUGAAGAGACCGGAGGCCCUUGUCUUCGAGGAUAUAAACGACACGUUUCACACCUCGUUCGCUAACGUGUCCAUCCAUACGAUUGUUGUAACGCAGCCCGGGGCUUAUGUCAAGAUCGAGGUUGCGCCAGUGAAUGACGAAAAUCAAUUCAUAACGGCCGUCACCAUGAACCGAUUGCCGACCAGCCAAGAUUUUCUGAAACAAAACCUGCGAAAUCUGCUGUUUCACGUUCCGAGAGAGGUGAGGUUCGUAUCGGUGCCGGAUAGAGGAACGCUCACGCUCGCCGUUUAUCCCCUCACGAAUGAAACCAAGCACAAACUCCAAGACCGCCUAUACAAAUCAUCGGAAGACUUCAUAAAUGUAUCUUACACUUUACGAUCGGCAACGUACAGCUGCCUGCUGUGGAACUCCACACGACAGACCUGGGCGACUUCGGGGUGCAGAGUGCUGCACUUCUCGGACGACCAGUACGUUCGGUGUGCUUGCGAUCAUGCCUCCGUGUUCACGGGUGGACUGUUCAUUGCUCCACAUCCGAUUGACUUUACCAACUUGGAGUUCCUUUUUCAAGGCAUGUCCAGCAACCUCGUCAUGACCAUCGUCGUUGCCAUUGUGUGGGUGCUAUACGGCGUUGUUAUGGUUUGGUCUUUCCAGCAAGACGCGAGAGAUGAAGGUGCCGCUGGUAUAGAAUACUUGUCCGAGAACAAUCCGAACGACGCUUUCGGCUACCUACUUUCUUUUUACACUUGGUUUCGCAGUGGCGCAGGGACCUCAAGUAAGGUCAGCAUCAAGAUUCACGGUUCACAGGAUGACUCCAGGACCGUAGUGAUCCGGGACGGCGGCAAAAACCCAUUUGCUCUUCAAGCUGGAGGAAGAGAUUGGUACUUCCUGAGCCAUCCGACCUCCCUUGGGACUGUUGAGACAAUUGAUAUUACAGUCGAUCAAAAAGGAAAAAAUCCGCCCUGGACGUUGAACACCGUUGUAAUCAGAGACCUUCAAACAUCGUCAAGGACCAUAUUUUUGAUUGACAAGAAACUUCGACCGGAUACGGAAACAGGCACGUCAACGUUCACCUUUGAACCGACCAGUGCGUCUGUUUUGCGUUCCCCGUUGAGGAUCUUUAAGGCUAGGGUCAUCCGGUACUUCCGAGAAGACCAUCUCAUCUUUAGCAUCUUUAGCCGAUUACCUACCGGAAACUUUACUCGAAAGCAACGCGCAUCGGUGGCGCUCCUGCUGGUAGUUUCCGGAAUGAUGGUCUGCUUGAUGUUCUACGGGUUGAAUGCGGACGAAGACGAGAUAUUUCGUUCCGAUAUCUUCUACACUCUCUUGGAAGUACCGCCGUUAAGUGAGGUCAUCAUCGCCAUGCAGUCAUCGGCAAUCGUAACCCCUUUCGUGCUCCUAGUGCUCUUCCUCUUUGAAAGAUCAAGACCGCCAUUCCUACACCGCAAGUCUAUCGUGCCCAAAGUAGCGGUGGAUGGUUCAGUCCAGGAAUGGCUCGACGACGACGCAAAAUCGGCGUCCUCUUCUCCCACGGGGAAGGUACCCAAAGAACUGCUGACAAACAGCGCGACAAACUACAUCUUUCCAAAAUGGGCUUCAAUCACUGCCUGGGUUCUUUGCAUAGGAGGUUCGAUCAUCAUCUCCAUCUUCAUUAUCCUCUAUGGAUUGACCUACGGGUACUACCGCAGCCUAUCCUGGUUGCGCUGCAACAUGUUCAACGUCAUCGUCACGGAGUUCAUAGUCCACCCGGUAAAGCUGAUUGUGAUGUCCGCCGUUAUGGCCGGAAUCUUCAGAACUCCUUUAGAGAUGGAAAACAUACCGCUAAGAUUCAUCGAGUAG
This is a messenger RNA of Ixodes scapularis (black-legged tick), 4002 nucleotides long. RefSeq lists its product as uncharacterized. The coding region runs from base 1 to 4002 and encodes 1333 amino acids. Lineage: Eukaryota; Metazoa; Arthropoda; Arachnida; Ixodida; Ixodidae. The record is from RefSeq and is a predicted model, not a curated record. The transcript has 8 exons. Gene Ontology annotation, molecular function: protein binding.